AUGAACAUGGAUAUCGAUGUGCACUUGACGCAACUCCUGAGCAGCAUGACACUCGAUGGUACCAGUAGGUGGGGCAGCGCUGGCAUCGCAAGCGAAGGGCAAGCGACGUCACCAACGGUCGGUCACCAAGACGCGACCAUGUCCGACGCGUCAGACACAGAGGAUUCGAGUUACCAGCUCGAGCAGCCAAGAAGCCCGUCGGCAUCCUCAAGUUGCACAAAGACCGCCGACGAGCCGCCGCCUUGCGGCUGCGCGCUACUGCAGUGGCUACGAGGCCAACUGCAGGCGGGCCAGUACGCCACCACGGGCGGCGACUACCUCGAGAUCAUCUUGACGCACCGGGACGCGUUCUACGCCUUCCCGGACGGCCACCGUACGUGCGCCAUCGGCUUCAGUGAUAUUGCCCUGGACCUCGAGCGGCGGGAGACGAGGCCGGAUAGGGAGAGCGACCCGGAGGCUGCGGCAGCGUUCAGACAUGAGGCGAUUGUGAUUGCGAGCAGCGGCAUCUGGUCACAGCCCACUAUAUGA
Rhodofomes roseus is the source of this 528-nucleotide messenger RNA. RefSeq lists its product as uncharacterized. NCBI's taxonomy places the organism in Eukaryota, Fungi, Basidiomycota, Agaricomycetes, Polyporales, Fomitopsidaceae. The coding region runs from base 1 to 528 and encodes 175 amino acids. The transcript has 4 exons. The record is from RefSeq and is a predicted model, not a curated record.